Molecule: messenger RNA, 2540 nt
Organism: Caenorhabditis sp. 36 PRJEB53466
Lineage: Eukaryota; Metazoa; Nematoda; Chromadorea; Rhabditida; Rhabditidae
Source: the annotation of a GenBank genome assembly
AUGAAGCGAACACAGGACAUCCGGAAACAACUAUUAGGGAUCAUGGGCAGACACAAACUGCUGAUGGUCAGUUGCGGACGGGAUGUGUCUAGAGUUCAGAAGGCGAUCUGCUCGAGAUUCUUCCGAAAUGCGGCGAAACGCAACUCGCAUGAGGGAUACCGUACGCUCACCGACGGACAGAACGUCUAUAUUCAUCCGUCGUCGACGUGCUUCCAACAUCAGCCCGAAUGUGUUGUCUACCACGAAUUAGUCAUGCCCACCAAGGAGUACAUCAGAGAGGUAAAGGGGCUACUGUAGAAAAAGUAGCUAAAGUUAGGCUGGCAGAAAGGACGUUUUGAGGCGCCUCUAGCCUCUUUGGAAGGCGAAUGCGACCCGCGCCUCCGAAUAAAAGGGCGUCUGUCGCCUUCGCCUUCAGUAGAGACGAAUUUCACCUCAGGACCCGGAAAAGGGGCCUCAACAAUUUUUAUGACUUUAGAAAUGAAAAGUUGAAAAAAAACUACGGUUUUUUGGUUGGGGCAUUUUACGCCGAGGGCGACGGGCGCCUUUCGCCCUCUCCUUCAGAGGCGAGGGUAGCCCACGUCUCUAUUUUGACGUGACUCGAGGCGGGCGCGGGCGAUCCUCCGCCAUCCUAGCUAAAAGUACGGAAUACUGUAAAAACAUCAUUGAUUUACUAGUUUUGACCUUAGAAUGUGGUAUCUCUAAACUGUAACUUUAUUAUAAACAUUCUGCGCUACUGUAACUGAAAGCGCAGUAAAACUUGGCAGGAUUACUGCGUUGCUGCAGGAUUGAUUGAGGUACGGUAGAGUUGGCAUAGAAUUCAUUGAGAGUUACUGUAUCUAGGAACUUAGUAUAACUACGGUAAUCCUUAUCAUGAUCCCUUUGAGAUAUUGUAGCUUCGAAUUUGCAGAUGACCGCAAUCGACCCGAAAUGGCUCGUCGAGUUCGUUCUUCAAACUCGGCGGCUCGACGGAAUUGUCAAAUUUGAAGCGGAAUCAGAAGAUCGAUCCGCUCUUCGACAAGUACGCGGAUCCGAACGCGUGGCGCCUCACUCAUGUCAAGAAAAGGAUAUACAAUCCGAACAAAUAAUUUAUAUUUCUCGCUUUUUUGCUGUUUAGUGUACCCGACUUGUAAAUUCGUUUGUUCUGAAUAACACCCAAGUGAUUCUGAAUAAUCUCAUUUAUUAACGAAUCGAUUAAGGAGCGACUACGCAAAGAGCGCCAAAGUUCCGCCAAAGCAAAUAGUCCGGGUCGUUGGGCGCCUGGACGAAGUUGCAGUAGAUGUCGUUGAGCAGAGCGUUACGGUUGGAGUUGCCCGAGAGAGAGAGAGUAGACGGCGAAUUGGAUGCACUCUUCGAUGUCACUGAAAUAAAAAAGUAUUGUUUUUCUAGAAGAUCCACCCUUAUUUGAGGUAUUCUAGUCUUAUGGUAACUGUAACACUACCAAAAAGAAGCUACUGUAUCCUUUUAAACUCUUAUGUUACUUUAGUAUUGUAAUUUUAAAAGUUAUAGGAUUAUUAUAGAAAAUCCGGUGUUGAAAAUCUUUCAACACUCUUUUUUCGAAUCUUCUUGGCACGGUGCCAUGACGUUUCCAAAUCCCAUUCGUACUUUCCCAUCAGAGUCUUUCGUCGGCGUCCUUAUCGCUAAUCUCCCCCGGUAAUCAAGAACGCAGGAAUUUCAGCUUCAAGCGGAUUUGCGGCAAAUUUCAAACCAAUCGACUUAAUUACCGUUGGAGAUUAGUGAUAAGAAGGACUCCGAUGGGAAAAAACGAUUGGGAUUUCGAAGCGUCAUGGCACCGUGCCAAGAGGAUUCGAAAAAAGAGUGAUAAGGAAUUGAAGGAUUUCCGAUUUUGAAUGCAAGCAUUCAACACAGAGUCGAUAGUUCGAUCGGUCUGUAACCUGGACCCAAUAUACAGGGGAAAAGUAUGGAAACAUGCUGAAAUUUGUGUAAAUGCUGAAUCCCUGAGUUCAGCAUGUCUAUAUUAUGCAUAUUUUGUAAGACGUGAGAGAUAAUCCUAUUCUCUUUCUCGCGAUUCUCACGUUUGUACGUUACUGUCAGGUUUUCGGAUACGGCGGCCGACGCAGGUAAUCCGAACGGCCCAAGCGCUCGUUUUCUGAUCACCUGCGAUGCAAACGUGCAUAUCUGUCCGUUCUCCAGAAAAUACAUAAAAAUGGGAGAGGGGUGUUCCGUUUUUCUUCCAUUUUUUAUCGCUGAUCGGAAUAAUAAAAAGAUCAGCACCAAAAAUUCUGACAUAAAAGCGCUCCGCUCCGCCAGGAAAUUCAUUCGCAUCCAGCCAGUCUUCCGGAUUCGACUCUCUUCUCUCCAGGAAAAACGAAACGACAUGAUGUAAGUUAUUUUCAAGCGUUCAGCAUUAGAGAAAAUGCAAAAAGUUCCAUCACGAGAAGACCAUUCAUCCCUAAUAUUCAAAUUCUGAAAUGUUGCUGUUUCAGGUUCGCUCCUCGCCUCAUCUCGUCCGCCGGGACUUCUUCUCCGAUGCAAGCCUCAGCGCAAUCCGAGCCAAAACAGCCAGACACACCCAGACCUAA